AUGUACGCAACAAAACCAAAUAAAAAUCAUUCGUUCGAAGAUAUGAUUUGGCAUCUUUUAGAUAACUAUUUGUAUAAAAAUGCCAUAUACUUAACGGAAAAACUUUAUGCACAAGAUCAUACGAAUGAAAACUUGCUUUUUUUAUUAGCAACUUGUUAUUAUCGUAGCGGUCAAAAGAAAGCAGCACAUUGGUUGUUAUCAGAGGCUCAAUCAAUAAAGUGUAAAUACUUAUUUGCUAGAUGUUGUUUAGAUCUUUGUAAGCCGGAAGAUGGUAGAACUGUGUUAUUAAAUAUUUUACCAAAUUUGGAAGAAAUUGAUCUUUUCGGUUCAGAGAAUUCUUUAACCAGAAAUGAUAAUCCUGAUCUGGCAUCAGCAUAUUGCUUGUUAGGGAAUUUAUGUAAAAGCUCACAUAGAGUUAAUGAGGCAGCUGAUUAUUAUAUCGCUUCUAUAAAGUCAAAUCCGUUCAUGUGGGAAGCUUUUGAAAAUCUUUGUAAAUUGGGCAAAUCAAACCAUCUAGAUGUUAAAGAAAUAUUUACUAUAGAGAAUGUGAAAUCAAAUAUUGAAAAUUCUGAUUCUGAUUUGUUUCCUGUGAAUGAUGAUAUUUCUUCACUAAGGUAUACUACAUUAUCUUCAACUCGCAAAAUUGAUAACAGAAAACAAAAACGUUUUCGUAUUACAAAUGAUGAUAAAAGCAACACAGGGUCUGAUGAAAAUAAUACUAAUAAAGAUAGAAAGGAAUUAGAUAUUAAGGAAGUUAUGGAUAUAUAUCAGAAUUUGGCCAAAGGUUAUUCAUUUUUAAGUCAGUAUGAAUGUUCUAAGGCUAUUGAGGCUUUCUUAGAGCUUCCUACUUCUCAAAUAAAUACUGGAUGGGUACACUGUAAUAUGGGAAAAGCUUAUUUUGAGAUGGCAAAUUAUACAAAAGCAGAAGAUUGUUUUUCAAAAGCACUUCAAUUAGAACCUUAUAGACAUGAAGAUAUGGAAAUAUACUCCACCACACUUUGGCAUUUACAUAAAGAUGUUGCACUCAGUGUACUUGCCCAUGAACUUUCAGAUUUUGAAUGUUCGUCACCACAAGCAUGGUGUGCUAUUGGUAAUUGUUACAGCCGUCGACAAGAAUAUAACCUAGCAUUAAAAGCCUUUGAUCAAGCAAUACAACUGGACCCAUCAUUUACCUAUGCAUAUACUUUAUCUGGACAUGAAUCUAUGGCAAGUGGUGACGUUGAUAAAGCUGUAGAAUAUUUUAGGAAAGCUUUGCAUACUAAUGAGCGUCAUUAUAAUGCACUAAAAGCUAUGGACAUUAAUCCUAAAAAUGUAGCCUUGUUAUGUUCUUUGGCCAAUGUAUUGGAAAAGUUGGAUAGACAUCCAGAAGCACUUUUACUUUACAGUCAAGCUCAUGAUAUUAAUCCACAAACACCUCUAGUAAUGUAUAAAAGAGCAAGAGCAUGGUAUAAAGAUGAACUAGAAAAAUUAAGAAUGCUUGUUCCAAAUGAGCCCAAAAUGUAUUUUCUUAUGGGCAAAAUCCAUAAAGCAAUGGGUAAUAAAUUUAAGGCUAUGGAGAACUUUACUUUGGCAUUAAACAUGAAUCCUAAAAUAAUGCCAGAAGUAGAGACUGCGAUUAAUAGAAUGGAUGAUUUAUAA
Messenger RNA from Entrophospora candida, 1638 nucleotides. NCBI's taxonomy places the organism in Eukaryota, Fungi, Glomeromycota, Glomeromycetes, Entrophosporales, Entrophosporaceae. The record is from the annotation of a GenBank genome assembly.